Messenger RNA from Conger conger (European conger), 6256 nucleotides. RefSeq names its product cohesin subunit SA-1-like. Gene Ontology annotation, cellular component: chromatin; nucleus; cohesin complex. Lineage: Eukaryota; Metazoa; Chordata; Actinopteri; Anguilliformes; Congridae. Bases 343 to 4125 code for a protein of 1260 amino acids. Gene Ontology annotation, biological process: sister chromatid cohesion. The record is from RefSeq and is a predicted model, not a curated record. The transcript has 34 exons. Gene Ontology annotation, molecular function: chromatin binding.
GCGGUUUAGGAUUGCUGCUCUUCUGAAAGGCGCGGUUCCGGUCGUGGUCCAAUUUCUGUAAAAACAUAUUUGUAGUUUCAAAAAAUAUUUUUUCAUUUUGCUUUCGGAAAGUGAUUAAUGGCACCAAAAUGAACGCCAUAGAUUGUGUGCUAUGACUUCAUGUGCCUCAUUUGGAUGCAUCGGAAGGCCAGCUGUUCCUAAUCUGACAGCCUCUCUAGUGCUUGAAGACAUACCGGUUGAAACGGAACCAUCAACAGUGCUUAGAGGCGAAAGAAGACCCAAUUCCCUAUUAAAACACUACACCCCUAAACUGGAGUACAUUUGAGACAUCACACUUCAGACAUGAUUACCUCAGAGCUACCAGUUUUACAGGAGUCAGCUAAUGAAUUGAGCCAAACUGAAACAGUCAGUCUGAGCGUGAGCGUCAGUGACCUGGGGGACACCGGAGAGGUCAAGGGGAAGAAGAAGAGGGGCCGACCCGGGAGACCACCAUCAGCCAAUAAGAAGCCUCGAAAGUCUCCAGUGGAGAAGGGCCAACUCGGGCCCCCACGUGGGAGGAAAGCCAAUGGUGUGACCCAACAGAAUGGGGAGCGGGAUCCAGUCACGUUGUUCGAGGUGGUCAAACUGGGCAAAAGUGCUAUGCAGGCUGUCGUAGAUGACUGGAUCGAGUCGUACAAACUGGACCGUGACAUCGCCCUGCUGGACCUCAUUAACUUUUUCAUCCAGUGCUCUGGGUGCAAAGGCACUGUAAGAAUCGAGAUGUUCCGCAACAUGCAGAAUGCAGAGAUUAUCAGGAAAAUGACAGAAGAGUUUGAUGAGGACAGCGGUGACUACCCCCUCACCAUGCCUGGCCCACUUUGGAAGAAGUUCAGGUACAACUUCUGCGAGUUCAUCGGGGUUCUGAUCCGGCAAUGCCAGUACAGCAUCAUCUAUGACGAAUACAUGAUGGACACGGUCAUCUCCCUGCUGACCGGGCUGUCCGACUCCCAGGUCCGAGCCUUUAGGCACACCAGCACCCUGGCCGCGAUGAAACUCAUGACGGCUCUUGUAAAUGUGGCCUUGAACUUGAGCAUCAACCAGGACAAUACGCAGCGGCAGUACGAAGCUGAGAGGAACAAGGUCGCAGGGAAGAGGGCCAAUGAGAAGCUGGAGCUACUGUUGGAUAAAAGGAAGGAACUCCAGGAGAACCAAGAUGAAAUUGAAAAUAUGAUGAACUCGAUCUUCAAGGGCAUUUUCGUUCACCGCUACAGGGACGCAAUAGCGGAGAUCCGGGCCAUCUGCAUAGAGGAGAUUGGCGUCUGGAUGAAAAUGUACAGCGAUGCCUUUCUGAACGACAGCUACCUGAAGUAUGUUGGGUGGACGCUCCACGACAGGCAAGGUGAAGUGCGGCUCAAGUGUUUGAAAGCUCUUCAGAAUCUGUACACCAACCGAGAACUCUUCCCUAAGCUUGAGCUCUUCACUAACCGCUUUAAGGACCGUAUUGUGUCCAUGACCCUGGAUAAAGAGUACGAUGUGGCCGUUGAAGCCAUCCGAUUGGUGACGCUAAUCUUGCAAGGCAGUGAGGAUGCCCUUUCAAAUGAGGACUGUGAAAAUGUUUACCACCUGGUGUACUCUGCCCACCGGCCCGUGGCAGGUGCAGCGGGAGAAUUCCUCCAUCGCAAGUUGUUCAGCAGACACGAUCCCCAGGCAGAGGAGGCUCUAGCCCGGAGGAGGGGGAGGAACAGCCCCAAUGGGAACCUCAUCCGCAUGCUGGUGCUUUUCUUCCUAGAGAGUGAGCUGCACGAGCAUGCGGCCUACCUGGUUGACAGCCUGUGGGACAGCUCUCAUGAGCUGCUGAAGGACUGGGAGUGCAUGAGUGAGCUACUCCUGGAGGAGCCUGUGCAGGGAGAGGAGGUUUUAGCGGACCGGCAGGAGAGCGCCCUCAUCGAGCUGAUGGUGUGCACCAUUCGACAGGCGGCCGAGGCUCACCCCCCCAUAGGACGGGGGACAGGGAAGAGGGUGCUGACGGCCAAAGAGCGCAAGAUUCAGAUGGAUGACAGAAACAAACUGACAGAGCACUUUAUCAUGGCUCUACCCAUGCUGCUUUCAAAGUAUCAGACAGACUCAGAAAAAGUUGCGAACCUGCUUCAGAUCCCGCAGUUCUUCGACCUGGACGUGUACUGCGCUGCCAGGAUGGAGAAGCACCUGGAUGCCCUACUGAAGCAGAUAAAGUUUGUGGUGGAGAAGCACACUGACUUGGAGGUGCUGGAGUCCUGCAGCCGCACCUACAGCAUCCUGUGCAGCGAAGAGUAUACCAUCAUGAACCGUGUGGACAUCGCCCGCAGCCAACUCAUCGAUGAGCUGGCCGACCGCUUCACACUGUCCUUGCAGGACCUGCUGCAGGAGGGGGAAGAGGCGGAUGACGACGACAUCUACAGUGUGCUCGCUGCCCUCAAGAGGCUCACGGCCUUCCACAACACGCAUGACUUGACAAGAUGGGACUUGUUUGGGAACUGCUACCGGUUGUUGAAGAUUGGGAUAGAACAGGGCUCCAUGCCAGAGCAGAUUGCGGUGCAGGCUCUACAGUGCUCGCACUACUCCAUCCUGUGGCAGCUGAUCAGGGUAACAGAGGAUUCACCAUCCAAGGAUGACCUCAUCGCUCUGAGGAGGGUAGUCAAGUCCUUCCUGGCCAUUUGCCAACAGUGCCUGUCAAACGUCAACACUCCGGUCAAAGAGCAGGCAUUCAUGCUGCUGUGCGACCUCCUGAUGAUCUUCAGCCACCAGCUGACCACCGGAGGGCGGGAGGGCCUGCAGCCACUGGUCUUCAACCCUGAUGGCCCUCUGCAGAACGAGCUCCUCGGCUUCAUCCUCGACCACGUCUUCGUCGACCAGGACGAGGAAAACCAGAGCAUGGAGGGUGAUGAAGAGGACGAGGCAAAUAAGAUCGAGGCCUUGCACAAGAGAAGGAACCUGCUGGCUGCCUUCAGCAAGCUCAUCAUAUAUGACAUUGUAGACAUGCCUGCCGCCGCCGACAUCUUCAAACACUACAUGAAGUACUACAACGAUUAUGGUGACAUCAUCAAGGAGACGCUGAGUAAGACCAGACAGAUAGACAAGAUCCUUUGCGCCAAGACUCUGAUCCUCAGCUUACAGCAGCUCUUUAAUGAGCUCCUGCAGGACCAGGGACCCAACCUGGACCGUACCUCGUCCCACGUGAGCGGGAUCAAGGAGCUGGCCCGCCGCUUUGCCCUCACCUUCGGCCUUGAUCAGAUAAAGACCAGAGAGGCUGUGGCCACACUGCACAAGGAUGGAAUUGAGUUUGCCUUCAAAUAUCAGAACCCGAAAGGGCCAGAUUUCCCUCCUCCAAACCUGGCUUUUCUGGAAGUGCUCUGCGAGUUCUCCUCCAAACUCCUGCGGCAAGACAAGAAGACAGUUCACUCGUACCUGGAGAAGUUCAUGACGGAGCAGAUGAUGGAGAGGAGGGAGGACAUUUGGCUGCCGCUGAUCGCCUACAGGAACUCCCUGCUGACGGGCGGAGACGACGACCGCGUGUCCCUCAUCAGCGGCAGCAGCAGCAACAAGACUGGCUCGGUCCGCAGCAAGAAGGGCCGACCACCCCUGAACAAGAAGAAGAUAGACGAGGAGAGUGUGGAGGGCUCGUGGCUGGUGAGGAACGACACUCUCCCCACGCCGAGUGCACUGCAGACACCUCAGCUCACCUCCACUGUCCUGAGAGAGAACCCCCGCCAGGCACCCCAGCACCUCCCAGACCAGGACUCCGAGCCCAGCUCUGAACCAGACUACAUGCACAAUCCACAGAUGCAAAUGUCCUGGCUCGGACAGCAGAAACUGGAGGAGUUGAACAGAAAAGACAGAGCCAAUAUGAACUACAUGAAAGGCAGGACUGCAGGAGUUCGACAAACAGUCCGGGGUCUCAUGGAGGAUGACGCCGAGCCGAUCUUUGAAGACGUGAUGAUGUCAUCCCGUGGCCAGCUGGAGGACAUGAACGAGGAGUUUGAGGACACCAUGGUCAUUGAUCUGCCACCCUCCAGAAACCGACGUGAGAGGGCAGAGCUGAGACCGGACUUCUUUGACUCUGCAGCCAUCAUAGAGGAUGACUCGGGGUUCGGAAUGCAGAUGUUCUGAAGAUGCUGAAGUUGCAUUGAAAGAAGAGAAAAUGGUGUUGGGGGUGGAUUGUUAGGGGGUUGCAGCAAUGGUGGCCUUCAUACUGUGACAACUGCUUGGGACACUUUAGAAAAGAUUCAUUAUAUGUGGGACAUGCAGAGCAGUCAGUGAUGCAGUUAAAAUGGAGAUGAGGGAUGGGGACUCCAGUGGAUCCCCCCUUCCCAAAAAAAACCUCAAAUCUACAAGUACAUCCCCUCACCUGGGUGACCAGAGGCAAUGGAGCACCUCACCUUGUGCUGGGCACUCUGCCGUCAUACUGCAUGACCCUGAGACCCCUUUCAUCUGAAUAUUUUUUAAAUGAUUUAACAAGUCAUACUUAUGACAAAAUGGGGAAAAAAGAGUUUCAAAUGUAUGCCUCACAUUAGCAUACCUAUAGUAAGAACAGCAAGGCAUUACUGAGGUAUGCCAUUUUACAAUGGGGAGACGAUGCCCUUCUCUGAACAGACUGAUGUACUCCUUUGUCUUUGAUGGAUUUGUAAUCGUCUUAUUUAAAUUUCUUACACUGGAAAACGGAAAUAUCAAGAUCAAAGUAAAAAUGCCCCCGCUCUCCCCCCCAACAAAAUGUUAAUAUUGUGGUGUGAUGUGACUAAUGCACAAAAAGUAUUGUGUCUGUUGUAGGGUGUUGCAAUUUGUCAGACACUUUGAUUGCGCAGUUGUUGAAAAUAUGAAGGUUUCGCCCCUGACAGAGAUCGGCCUUGUUGGUUAUGUUCCAAUAUUGCGGCAACUCUUGCCUGUUGAGGAUAUUGCCCGUCGAUUGGGAACUGCUUCCAACUAUCAAAGGGGCCAGAUGAUAGGUAAUUAUUUGCUGGGAUGCAUUUAUUUGUAUGUGGGGGGAUAAAAACACUGGAAUGUCAGAUGAUACUGGGUAGCAUGUUUUCGGAUUCAGGAGAUUCCUGAGAAAAGACAGGGACUCAUAUCUCGCCCAACUCUUAAACUCAAGCCUUUUUAAGGUAAACAGAUUAAUGAUGAGUGUAAUGCUCUUUAUUUUCCAAUACAAUCACAGAUUAUCCAGCCUGGUGAGGGGAGUGAGUUUUAAAGAAAUUGUUUGAAAGACAAAUUCAAUAUGAAAUAUAUAUAAGAGUUUAGUAGUUUUUAGUAAAAGUAAAAUCAAGUGUGAUUGUUAUUUUUGGAUUUAUAUAUUGCUGUACAGCUCUGCUGUCAAAUCGUAGACUAUAUGCCUGUGGAAUGCUCCCAAGCACUCACCAGCCUGUGGGAGAGGAGGCGGGCGGUGUACAGGGCUGGGCUGGCCACAGAAAUCCCCAAACCAAGCCGAUUGCGAGUCCCCAAGGGCCACCUUGUCUGCUUUUGUUGUUCCCUUUCAAAUCAGCAGCCAGUUUAGCCUUGGAAACAAUGUGCUGCAAUUUCCACAGUUUGGGAAUCUGUGCCCUUGCUGUCAUGGAAUGUAUCCCUGUAGCCAGUCUGUUCUUGCAGGGUGGAGGUUGUCCUUUGGAGAGAGAUUCAAAUAUUCAUCCUCUGAUUGCCUAACUGUAGAGGCCCACAUUUCAGUGCCAACAUACAAAAUUGAGGAGCAGCACCGUUUCUCGGCCACACAGUGCUACAGUUAGGGAUGACUUGUAGUCCAGAUUUAAUCAGCCAGUUGAACUUUAUCCCAUUUUCUUUGGCGACUUGGUGAUAAUCCCAGCACAUGGAACUGGCAGCAGACUUCUCAAAAAAAGUGUGAAUCCUCUUCCAAGGGAAAUUCAGAAAGCAUCUUAUCGGCAAUGACCCAAAAUCUGAAGAAAUGACUCUCUACCAUAUGGACAAAUCUGCCUGGAGGUUCACAGGGUGCUUAAACUCUUUCAGUUAAUUCAGUUAAAAGUGUUACUUGCAUUCAAAGCUUGAAGAGUAGCACUUAAAUCCAGCCAGCAUUGUACUUCCCUGUUUGAUUCCGUUUGCCAACUUUUUAUAUUCGCAGUGUCACCAUGAUUGUUAAUCCUGUAUAUUGGACAUUUUUCAUAUUGAAACAACUGCCUUUUUUAUUUGUACACCUCAAAAGAAAUACAUUUGUUUUUUCUUUAAUAAACUGUUCUUAUACUUUGUUUUUGUGAAUUUGAGAAAAUUUAACAUUUUUGUUUUUGAAAUAAAAUAUGUA